Truncatella angustata is the source of this 1411-nucleotide messenger RNA. RefSeq names its product O-methyltransferase. NCBI's taxonomy places the organism in Eukaryota, Fungi, Ascomycota, Sordariomycetes, Amphisphaeriales, Sporocadaceae. Gene Ontology annotation, molecular function: O-methyltransferase activity; S-adenosylmethionine-dependent methyltransferase activity. The record is from RefSeq and is a predicted model, not a curated record. The coding region runs from base 365 to 1129 and encodes 254 amino acids. The transcript is spliced from 2 exons.
UACCGAGGUUCGUCAUACGCGGAAGACGACCGGAGAUCGAGUCAACUAAUUAGAUAAGCACGAUGAUGCUAGAUAUAGGCCAAUCCAGUCAUACCGAGGAACCUGUGUUUCUCCAUUCGAUAUUUGUCUGCGUUGGUACAAAAGUAGAGCCCCUCGCAAAAAGCCCCUCGCCUUAUUAGAGUGCAUUAUCCCCUUACAGAAGGUCCCUUGCCGUGCAAGAGUGGCAAUUGCCCCCUCACGGUACCCACUACUCACCCUUGCAUAUGUGCGGUGCGAGGUCAAACGGUUAUAAACUUCGACAAUUCACCGGAGAAAGCCACCACGCACUACAGAUUACGCACAAGACAUCCAGAGAGUAAACAAGAUGAAGGACUCAAAGCCAAACCUCUAUUCCACCGACGCUGUCGCCGAAGCCGUGACCACAUAUUCGGAAAGACAAUCUCUGGACCUACCGCAGUGGCUUCUGGACUACCACGCCGAGAUUGUCAAGAACAACUCGAACAGCAACCUCAUGAUCUCAACCUACCAGGCACGAGCACUCGUCUGGCUGGCCCGGCUAAUGGAUGCCCAGCGAGUCCUCGAAAUCGGCGUCUACCUAGGCUUCUCCUCCAUGGUCUGGUCGCACGCCGUGGGGCUCACGGGGAAGGUGACGGGCCUCGAGUUCAGCCCGGACUACGCCUCGAGGUCCAAGGCGGCCUUCCGGGCCAACUCGCUAUCCAACAUCACGCUGCACGUCGGUGACGGGCUGCAGACGCUGCCGGCGCUGGACCCGGCGGAGCCGUACGACGUCGUCUUCAUCGACGCCCAGAAGUCCGGGUACCCGGCGUACCUGCGGGCGGUGUUGGAGCUGUCGCCGCCGGGUGGCAGCAGGAGGCUGCUGAGAAGGGGCGGGCUGAUCAUCGGGGACAACGCGCUGCGGAAGGGCUUGGUGGCCGACGACUCGGAGGCUAACCCGUACCGGUCGGCGGCGGCGGCGGAGGAGAAGGAGGAGGGCGAGGAGUACAGGGGACAACGCUCGGAUGUGGGGAAGGUGCGAGAGUUCAACGAUGCGGUCAAGGCCAGUGCGCGGUUGGAGGCCUUCUUGUUGCCGUUGUGGGAUGGGCUCAAUCUGGCCAGGUUGGUGGAUUAGAUGUUUGCCACAGUCGAGACUUGGUCGGCUUGUCAGGUGUUCCUUCCCUAUGGGGAUGCAUCCAGCUUCGUCAAGCUACAUCCUAUAGUCCUGGAUACUGCCUGGUCCGUGGUCACAGUUGCACUAUCAUUACGUUAUGAUAUCGAUUAGUUGAAAUACAGAGCCAGAUAGGCCAUAGUCUUGAGCAAGCUUCUGCAGUUUUGCUUCUGUAAUCUUGCUUCUGCGGUAUCUUCCUUCGACAAAGGUACCACUCAUUAUCACACAUAGUGAGUAUUGAACAGU